AUGACUGCCGUCGCAAAUCCUCCAACUUUCCCGCAAAUUUCCCGGCCGCCAUGGGCUACUAUUAACGGCAACAACCAGAUGAACUCAGAGGAUGUCAGAGGCAUGUUCAUGAACCGCAAGAGUAUUUCGCGAAGCAACUCGUCCUCGUCCAUCGCCUCCAACGCCUCCAAUACGACUGUUGCGACGAAUGGCUCCCACUCCAAUGCCACAUCGCUGUCAUCAGCUUCGGAUCUGAGUCAGUGGUCGAAUGGCAGCGCAAACAGAAAGAGGCCUCAACCGAAGAACCCUUGGCCAGCUGGUAAAGGAGACGCGCAGUCGGACUUUUCGAGGCCUCCCCAAGGACGACCCAACGGCAUGGUGCCUCACGCCACCAUGCAGCAAGGCGGACCGGGACAGCCUCAGAUGGGACCCCAGGGCAUGGUGCGACCCAUGGGGCCCAACGAGCAGCAGUUCCCUCCCGGCCAGCCCAUGCUCUACCUGCUGUCCUUGAACGGCACCUUUGAGCGCAAGACGAUUGCCGUGCCCUUUGCGCCCGACUCCAUACGCAUCGGCCGACAGACGAACCAGAAGACGGUGCCGACUGCUACGAAUGGCUUCUUCGAUAGUAAAGUGCUGUCACGACAGCAUGCGGAAAUCUUCGCCGAGCGAAAUGGAAAAAUCUACAUCCGAGACGUCAAGUCGUCCAACGGCACCUUUGUCAACGGCACCCGACUGUCCCAGGAGAAUCGCGAGUCUGAGCCUCACGAACUCCAGACUGCCGACCAUCUCGAGCUAGGCAUUGAUAUCGUCAGCGAAGAUCAGAAGACGGUGGUCCACCACAAGGUAGCCGCGAAAAUCGAGCACGCGGGCUUCUUGAAUACGACAAACAACGUUUUGGAUAUGAACUUUGGAGACCUCGAUCCUGCCAACAACGCCAUGAUGAUCCCGGCUGGAGUGCAGAUGCGAGGCCGCGCUGGAAGCAACAUGUCCAUGGGCAACAAUGGCCGCAUGAUGGUUAACGGCGGAACCAUGAAUGGCCAUAUGAACGGCAUGGCGCAACAGCGUCCCUUUUUCUUGACACCCAUUGCUACGGAUCAGAUCCUAAAGCGUCUUGCUAAUGAAAUGAGGAGCGCCAAGCUCCAGGCUCAAGAUCUGAAUCGCACGAGCCAGUUCAUCAACACUCUCCUAUCCAAAGACGACCUAAAGGACGUUGAGAAACUUGAAGCUUCGGAACCGCCGAAACCUCAGACCAUGGUCAACGGCAAUCUUUCCUUCCGGUCAGACCCAAAGGCGCGCUUCUCCGAUCCUCCUGCACCACCGCCUCAACAGCCUCUUCCCGAAAAGCCAGAUGUGCCCUCUCUCAAGCGAGGUUCCUCGGACAGACCCAAGUUAGACUCGGCGACCGCGUCUCCGAUUCGUCAAGAAAAUCUUAGCCAAAUCAUCCAGCUGACUGAAGCACUUAAUAAUGCGAAGCGAGAUAUUGAUACCCAGACGGCGCGUAUGCGAGAGUUGGAGUUGAUGCUUCAGAAGGAGCGGGAAGCACGCGAGUUGGCAGAAGAGCUGGCACGGCGCCUUGAAGAAUCGGCCAACAAUGCCCAGGUUAAUGGCGUGCAGUCGCACGAAAGGCACGAUGAAGCUGAGGGAGCAGUACACGAGGAGGCCAAUGACGCCGACGAGACGGAGACGGUGCUGCCAGAGGCGGAAGAGAUGCCAGAGGCGGACAAGGUGGCGCAGGAGACCGCAGCAGCAUUGCAAUCUCGCAUCGACACCAUGGACGAGCAGAUGCGGGAGCUGAGGAUGCAGAUGGAGCAGUGGAGGGCCCGGUGCGAGGCGGCCGAAGCGGAGCGCGACUCGUGCAGGAAGACCCUUGAGGAGAUGGUCAUUCAGCUGCGAGAGGAGGAGGCAAAGCGGGUCGCGGCCGAGGAACGACGACGAUCUCGCUCAAGGGCACUCCGCGCCGAACGAGACGAGGCAGCAGAAAAGGCGACCACGGCUGCCUCCCCCACUCCUGAAGCCGCUCAACUGGCAUCAAAGCAGGAAAAGUCUGCGACGAUUCCCGACGAGGACUCGGCAGACGUCCCAACUCUCUCGAGGGCCAAUACGGUCACGCCUCAAGCCUCACCGAGAGGAGGCCCUCUAGCCAGCCAGCACCUUCGCGCCGGCAUUCCAUACGCCUCGAUGAUCGGCGUGGUUCUGCUUGGCAUGGGGCUAAUGGCGUACAUGAACGGAUGGCAAUCAUCGCCGCCUCACGCCGCCGAAUGA
Messenger RNA from Trichoderma reesei QM6a, 2241 nucleotides. RefSeq lists its product as uncharacterized. NCBI's taxonomy places the organism in Eukaryota, Fungi, Ascomycota, Sordariomycetes, Hypocreales, Hypocreaceae. The record is from RefSeq and is a predicted model, not a curated record. Bases 1 to 2241 code for a protein of 746 amino acids. Gene Ontology annotation, cellular component: cytoplasm. The transcript is spliced from 2 exons. Gene Ontology annotation, molecular function: protein binding.